Molecule: messenger RNA, 1823 nt
Organism: Cyprinus carpio (common carp)
Lineage: Eukaryota; Metazoa; Chordata; Actinopteri; Cypriniformes; Cyprinidae
Product: X-ray radiation resistance associated 1
Exons: 13
Coding region: 1-1596 (531 amino acids)
Cellular component (GO): nucleus
Molecular function (GO): protein binding
Source: RefSeq, a predicted model, not a curated record
AUGUCCUGGUCCAACUGCAAAAGGGCUGGACACUGGCUUGUAGCAAACAGAAAUACUUUGGAAGAGAGGACAUCAAAGAGGAAAAACAUUUCAGGAUCACAUUUUGAAUUGCAUUCUGGGAAACAUGAAAAGAGACAACCAGAGAGUGCUAGCAACUGUUUAGAUGCACAGCUUUUUCUUACACUGUGUUGUGUGGAUAAGCCCUCUGACCUCUGUUCUGUUAACAUCAGUGGCCAGCGUUUGCAAACGUGUAUUUUUCUAAUUUUAAUCUAUUGUGCAUUUAGGCUUCGUCAUCUAAACUUACAAGGAAAUUACAUCUCAGGAGUCCCAUUCUUAGAAAAGGUGGAGACAUUACAAGAUGCCCAGACAGGCAUUAUGCCACAGAGCAUCGGACAGAAUGUGAACACAGUGAAUGACGAGAGGAUAAAGUUCUCUGAAAUCACGAUGAGCCAGCAAAAACCAGAAAAAACUGUGAAAGAGGACAAAGCAUGUCUCGAAAUGCAUUCUGGUCCCUUACAAUACUAUCAUCAGAGAAAGGAGGAUGGAUGCGCUCAGGGUCUACCUUUUCCAGAACUUUGUCAUCUGAAUUUGGCCAACAAUGAGAUAGCCGAGGAAGAGGCAUUGUUGCCCGUGGCAUUGUUUCCAAAGCUCAGUGAGCUUGUUAUUCACUCAAACCCCUUGACAACACAGAGGAGUGGUAAGCUCACACUUCUUUCAUUUUUUGUUAUAGGCAAGCUGGGUAUUAAGAUAACACGCAAGAAAACAACUGAUCUGAUUAAGCGACAUGAAUAUUUACUAAAUGAAAGGUGUGUGAAAACCACACUUUCAAAAUUUCCUUCGAUCACGGCAAAUCAACAUUCUACAGAAACGCUCUUCUCCAAGAAAUGUACUGGACCAGAUAAUCCUCUACCCUUAGAGUAUGGGUUAACUCAUGUAUUUGGAUUCUCGUCUCAAACAAGCAUUGACGAUGAGGAAGACAUUGACAUAGGCCAGGAGCAUUUUGACUUGACAAGUGCAGACAUAUUCUUUGAGACGAAUCAAAAUGCAGAGCCGUUCUUUGUGACAGAGGUAAUUUUAUUGCACCUAGAAACUAGAAAAGAUCCAGAUGUUUCAAAGGAAACCGAACUGGAAAAAGGCUGCAAAGCAUGUCCAGAAAAACUGAUUGGUUAUGAAAUCCUACUUGAUGACACACCUGAGCUAGAAAUGCCUGAGUUUUCUGGAAUUCAACAAGCCGUUAGUGUUUUGGAGCACAUGCUCAAGAACCUGCUUGUGUAUAGAGAUUCUAAAGCAAAUCUGGACCUUCCACAGAAGCCGUACACCGAAAGAGAGAAAAAGAUUAAAAAUUUGCCUCCUUUGGGACCAAAGAAGUCGAAGGGAAAAAAAGUUGAGGAACUUCUCUACCAAAUAAAGGAGGCAAAAACAAUCAAAGUUCCCUUAGACAGUGUACUGGAAGGAGGGAAUGGUAUUUGUAAGAGAGAAUACGAGGAAGCACUGAUGCUACUGAAGGACAUGAAAAGGAAGUACAGGACGGCUUAUCUGAAAAGAGUGGAACAGGCAGCACAGAUUGAGAAUGAGAUGAUGUGUAAUCUAAACUAGCUGGUGCUUUACUUUCUGCUUUUUCAUGAAUGAGUUAGUUUUAGUUUGCGAUAAAACUAUUAAGAUAUUGGAAAGAAGGUGACAAAUUGUGUGAUCUUUGUGUUGAUUACAAAUAAACAGUAUAUGUCAUUGCUGUCAGAUAUAUUGAGUUUGCAAUAAAUUUAUUCUCCUCAUGUGCUGAGAGUUUAUAUAUCUAGAUGGGCAUGUGUUUUACCUCACAUUCGUCU